AUGGAGGGUGAGACAGAGGGUGUGAAGUUUAAAGUGCUGAAGGCUCAAGAGUUUCCAGAAUUCCCUCAUGGCAAAUUAAAAAUGUGGCUUGCCCCUCGGCCUGUUUUACAACCGGAGAGGACAAGGAACAAUAGAUUAAGUGUAGAGAAUGUGACAGAAUGGGGUGAUGAUGUGAGACCGAUGUCUGAAGAUGAAGCCAUGGUCAUAGUCAACCAUCAGUCUACAGGAGACGUGUGCACCCUAAUGAUGUGCUUGCAGGACAAGGGCACGGUUGUACAAAAGAUGAUGUGGUUGAUGGACCAUGUUUUUAAAUAUACCAAUUUUGGGGUUGUGUCCCUGAUUCAUGGAGAUUUCUUCAUCAGGCAGGGCAAAGCACAUCGAGAAAAGCAACUAGUUUACUUGAAGGAUCACCUAGACAAGUAUUACUACAGCAGAGACAGGAAGUGGAUUGUGCUGUUUCCUGAGGGCGGCUUCCUAAGAAAGAGGCGAGAGACAAGUCAGUCCUUUGCCAAAAAGUAUGACUUGCCUUACUUGACUCACGUAACACUGCCACGGCUGGGCGCCACACAGAUUAUCCUGAAGACCUUAGGACCCCAGCAGGAAAACGGCAUUCUGGGAACAGAGGGAAGUCCACCAGGUCAAAGUAACAAAGCAAAAGGACUACAGUGGGUAAUAGAUGUGACCAUAGCCUACCCUAAUGCAAGACCCAUGGACAUUCAGACAUGGAUAUUUGGUUACAGAGAUCCAACAGUCACACAUGUACAUUACAGGACAUACCCUAUAAAGGACGUCCCAGUAGAAUCAGAAGCGCUGACAGAUUGGCUGUAUCAGCGGUUUGUGGAAAAGGAGAAACUUCUGGCUCACUUCUACAAGACAGGAGCAUUCCCUCCACUAGACGGCCAAAAAGAGGUGGUCUCCCGAAAUAUGACCCUUGACAAUGUUUGGCUGCUUUUCGUCCAAACGUUCGCCUUCGCCUCAGGCUACAUGUGGUACAGCAUUCUAAAUCACAUCUACUGCUGGUUCUUCUGACCGCUCUGAGGAGAGCGUAACGCGCAGGAUGGAGGAGACCAAGAUCCCCGAUUGCCAUUCUCCUCUGCCGGAUGGUCGAAUGUGUCCCCGCAGGAAGACUCGAGUUGCUGUAUCCGAUCGCGGUCCCCAUCCUUACUUCGGACAGACACAUCCACCCAAUCCCAGCUGCCCGUGCAGACAUGCGUUUAUCCCUUAGAUUUGUGUAGAACCAGUUCAACACGUUUACACCUGCGCGCUCACAUGCAGAGAGAAAAUGAUGCACAUCUAAAUGUUUACUCAUGCACAUGUGGGCCCCCCCCCCCCCCACCCCUUUUUUUAUUAUUAUUUUAUUUUUUUUUACUUACAAUCAAAAUUAGGCUCAGGAAUAAGCCAGAGAUAGAUCUGUCACGACCUCUUAUUUCUCUCAUGUCCUGCCACGUGAGCUUCUCCCCCUUUUUAUUGUUAACUCCCAAACAGGAUGACUGAAAUUCGUUUCAGAGACUGCUGUCCUCUUUGGAAGAGCCUGCUCUGGCCUUCAUUGCACUAUGAAUCCUCAUGUCAUUUCAUCCUUGUGGCGGUUUCUUCUCGCGUUGACUGGAUAUUGUUGUCUGUGUGUAUUGUCAGUAUUGAUAUUCAGUGUUGUUUACACUGACUGAAGCGGGAUUCGGUUUUGAUGACGCGUCGCGGGAGGGCAAGGGAAUUUCAAAGACUAACCUGGUUCUUGUUUUAAAACAAGGAGACUGCGUCCUCUGGAGAACUUUACACAAUCGACGCCAUACACACACAUCCAAGCGCACCACAUGACUGCCACAUGACGAAUUCAAUAGGACAAAUACCCCUCACCUCCAAAGUUUUACAAAUAUUAAGCCAUAUGCUUAUCUUAGGGUCAGGGGGGGGCGGGCAUUCUAAUGACUGAACUUUUGUGUUUGUUCAUUGUCCUAAAAAGAUUUUAAUUUGUUGAUUUUUGAGUCUCAAACUGGUCUCAUUUCUGUAAAUGUUGACAGCAUAACCUGCCUGUGUGAUUGUGUGCGACUGGCCGUUUCUUUUUUUUUUAUAUUAUAAUUUUUUUUUUAGAUGCACAUAAUGUCUGGUAACUUCGUGUUAUAUCAGAGUGUUGGCAAAUAUCUGUUUAAUAGUUGACAUUUUACUUUCUUCUUCCUCAUUCUGUGGUUAAUCUUGUGCAGAAAGGAGUCUGAGCUUCAGUCACUCUCUGCGUUUUUACUUCUGAAAUAUCAUGAGUGUUUAAGAAAGACGGAGAGAAAGCAGCAAGGAUCUUGGCAGGUGCAUAAGUUGCUCUCAGUAUCUGAGCGUCACUUCGUCUGCCGCUUGCCGUCUUCUGCGGCGGUCGUGUGGGCGCAUUUCUGUUCAUCAAAAGAAACCGUCUUCAAACUGCUGCCACACGGAAAGAAACGGAGGCGUAGAUUCGAUUUUGCGCGGAGGCACACAAUGUUUUAGAUUAGCUUUAGACUAUCUCGAGGAAAAUGGAAACGUUUUCCUCGAGCUUGACAAAAUUGCGUUUUUCAUGUGUGAAAUUGGAUCUGUUUGUGUGUGUUAGUGGCGAAGAAUGCCAUGCUCGAGUCCGUCUGCGUUUGCUCCUCGUGUCGAAAGGGACUAUAUGGGCGAGGUCCAGCAAUAAUGUACUCAAAAAUAAAUGCCCAUGUUGUUUCGUUCUAAAGAAACGAUGCUUAGAUGUACAAAUUAGAUAUUUGUAGAUGAAAAACAUUGUCAUUUCCCCCCUAAGCCAUGUCAUCUGUGAACGUGAACUUUGUUUCUAUAGCUUGCCAGAUUGAAAUGUGAAUGACGCCAGAAGACUAAAGCCAAGUUAGAUGCGGACUGCAUUCAGAGCAGGCUACGUCUCCAUGAACUUCACCGCGAGGAUCUCAGACACUGGGUUCAUGGUCUCAUUCUCGCUGUGUGUCAGACUGAGACAUAACAUUGUUUUCCUAAGUAUGGUUUUAUGUUUUUUUUUAAAAAGUGUGAGAUAUAUCUAUAUAUUAGCAGUUUAACCAAAUUACAAUAGAAUGGUCCAUAAUUUUCAUUUUGUACUCCUGUUUGUCUUCCUAGCUACCCAGCCAUUUUACAACACAAAUUAAUUGUGCUGGAAUAAAAAUCAUGCGCAGCAGUGACCCACGGGCUCUUCUCUGAGUGUUAUUGAUCUGAAAGCAUUCGUUGCAUUUGUUCAUCUCUGAAUCCCUCUGAUCAGACGUUUGGCUUUUAAAGUCAAUGUGAAUUGCAGUGUUUGUUCUUUGGAAUGACGUGCACCAAUGAAUCGUUCAUAGUAAAACGUGGAUCAUGCAUUCGAUCAAUUUUGAUAUUUAAACAUAUGCCUCAGCUGCCUGUGUGUGUAUAUAUAUUGCACUUUAUGUUCAGAAGAACGGCCUGAGUUGGUUCUUUCUGUGAAUAGGGUAUAAAUAGGUUCCAUUACUUCAACAAUAAAAGCACAAAUUCCAUCUGUUGAGAGAAAUAUGUUAGAUUUGAAAUCUAGCAUUGGCAUAGAAUUAAGCUAGUUCACCAAACAUACCAACAGUAAAAUGAAUUCAAAUGGUCAUCAAUCACAGUCUGUAUUGAUUUAAUAAAAAUAAAAAAAUUCAGAAUGCUGGCGAGACCAGUAAAUGAUCUCAUUUCAUUUUUCUUUUAGUUUACAAAAUGUUCAUUGAAAGUGCCCGUUGCUUUGGUUACUUAUGUUCAGUACAAUCAUAUCUAAUUAUUAUAUCUGUGUUUUGGUACAUCUUAAUUGUAAACUAGGUUUUUGGCGGUUGACUGAAGCAGUAGUCAAAACUUCAGCUGCAAAUUUGAGCUCACACACAGGUAUUAAUCAAAAUAAUAAAGAACAAAAGCAAAAGAAUGACGGUGAGAGAUUUUCCACUUCUAAUGGGUAUAUGUAUAUAAGUAUAUGUAUGUUGUCCUUUAUUCCUUGCUGGAUUUGGUGUUCUUGGAAGCCCUCAGAAAUAAAUUGUAACCUAUACCAGAUCCAAACACAUACAUUUGAACGUUGACAACUACAGUGAUUUAAUGUUUUUUAUUAUUAUUAAUAUAUUUUUUUUGUUUGUUUGUUUGUUUCCACAAAGCCAAUAAAC
This is a messenger RNA of Sinocyclocheilus rhinocerous, 4085 nucleotides long. RefSeq names its product acyl-CoA:lysophosphatidylglycerol acyltransferase 1-like. Gene Ontology annotation, cellular component: endoplasmic reticulum; endomembrane system. NCBI's taxonomy places the organism in Eukaryota, Metazoa, Chordata, Actinopteri, Cypriniformes, Cyprinidae. The record is from RefSeq and is a predicted model, not a curated record. Gene Ontology annotation, molecular function: acyltransferase activity. The coding region runs from base 1 to 1029 and encodes 342 amino acids. The transcript has 7 exons. Gene Ontology annotation, biological process: phosphatidylinositol acyl-chain remodeling.